Messenger RNA from Amphibalanus amphitrite, 1192 nucleotides. RefSeq names its product glycine-rich protein 5-like. NCBI's taxonomy places the organism in Eukaryota, Metazoa, Arthropoda, Thecostraca, Balanomorpha, Balanidae. The record is from RefSeq and is a predicted model, not a curated record. The transcript has 3 exons. The coding region runs from base 220 to 930 and encodes 236 amino acids.
UCCUCUUCCCUUUCUUCAUCGUCGACGCGUGAUCUCUACCUCAAGUGGAGGGCUUUCCAGUCGUCUUUUCGGCAGUCUCCGGCUCGCCCGGGUCACCGGCGUAGAGUGGGAAGGCCCCGCCUCGGGCCACAUUCGUGACUGGCGCACGAUGUAUAAAACUGUUGAAGGCUGUUUCAGCGGCGCCCAGUCACCCACCGAGCUCCGCCACAGCAGGUCGCCAUGCAGAAGUUCAUCCUCCUCCUGAGUGUGGCGACGCUGGCCUCCUGCGGCCGUCUAAACCGUUAUGGCAGCAGCAGCGGCGGCGGCGGCGGUGGCGGCGGGUACGGCAGCGGUGGCGGCGGUUUUGGUUUUGGUUUCGGCAGCGGGUACGGUAGCGGCGGAGGCGGAGGUGGCGGUGGAGGCGGUGGUUUCCAUAGUAACCCAGGGUACAACAACGGCGGCUACAACAACCGCCGUCACAACACCGGAGGUUUGAUCAACGCCGGUCACAGCUCGAGCGCAGGAUACGGAGGAAGCAACUCGAACCUCCUCGGGGCCAACGGAGCCGGGAUCUUCCACGGAGGAAACCAGGGCGGAUACAACAACGGUCUCUCGCACGGAGGAGGUCUCUUCGGAGGCCUCUCCCACGGCAGCACGGGAGCGGUCAGCAACCAGUUCGUAGGCCUCUUUGGCGGAGGUUCCGCUACUGGAAAUGCCGCGGGAAAUGUGGUUUCUGGACAGACUAGCGGCCAUGGGACGACGUCUUCCGUGACGUCGAUCAGCGCCGUAGCUGGGGGCUCGGCUUCGAACGGGGGUAUCAGCCAGAACUCCGCGCAGGCCAGUAACCUGCAGAGCAGCGGCCUGUUUGGUCAGCUCUCCCACUCCAACACGGAAGCCGUGUCGAACCAGUUCAGUGGCUCCGCCUACCAGCAGCCCACGUACUACCACUGACACCUGCCGCCGCCAGGGGCACUAGGCGUCGGUCGAGCUGGUGCUGCCACCUACCGGCUACCUGUGUACUUCCAGUGGCGGCUGCCGCCGCUAGGGAAGUCGUUACGAAAAGCAGACUGUCUUCAGUUGACAGGGCAUCAAUAAAAAUACUCAUUCGAAGGGUAUCUUUCACCAACAGAAAGUGAAAAGUGUAAACGCGUUGAUCAUUCUGUUAUCUAAUUGUAACAAGCCAUGCCAAUAUAUGACUUGAUAAGGGCCGGUA